AUGAACCCAUUGCUUGAACAAUUCUGCUCCUUUGACACAGCGGAAGACAAUAUCAAACCACUAAGGAAACCUUCUCGUUCCGUUUCGUUUGCAGACAAUGUCAAAGUUUUUGAUCACUGGCAGGCAGCUCACUUUUCGAAAGAAGAACUAGAAAACACAUGGUACACUCGACAAGAGCUAUUCGAUAUCCAGGUGGAUUGUUAUUACAUUACGAUGCGAAUGGAAGAAGCCAUGAAUGGAAACCCUUCUGCCGCAGUAGACGACUGCACCAGAGGGUUGGAAGCCAAGACUCCCACAGGAGUCAAGAGACGCCACAGACUGCGCAAGGAGGUCAGCGGAACUGUCUUGGAAGUCCAAGAAGAAUCAAGACGGUACCUUAGGAGAGGAGAGCACCCACACCCAGAACCGAUUGCUCGGGCAUGCAAAUAUCUUACCCGAGAUUCUGAGGAGCGAGCUUACAAGAUUGCUCUUCGGGACCACCAACAAGCGGUGGUUGCGGACGAGACUAAGGAAAACGCCCGCUACAAUGUUGGCAAACUAAGAAGGACUCCAUUCCAUCUAGGACUAGAAAUAGAACGAGAGCCUCUUGCAUCAGUUCCAACCACACCCAAGAAUGGUAUCGCCGUGGAAGCCUAG
Molecule: messenger RNA, 636 nt
Organism: Cylindrotheca closterium
Lineage: Eukaryota; Bacillariophyta; Bacillariophyceae; Bacillariales; Bacillariaceae
Source: the annotation of a GenBank genome assembly